GAAAAAUUUUAUAGUUUUGCUACUGUAUUUUCAGAAAUAUGAGAAGAAGUGCUAUUAGCAGCUGGCAAAACAUUUUAGGAAACAAAGUAUCAUUGGAAGAAGAAAAGAUUCUGUCUCUGCUGAAAAAAGUCGACAUGGCGAGCCAGCAGUUUGUAGAAACUGCCCAUGCAAAGAUCUACAGCGCUCACAGACCUGAUGUCCCGCCAGAAAUAGCGGAGAAAAGUGUGAAUUUCCUCAAAGAAAAGUUCGAUGGUAACCUAGAUAUCGCCGUAGAUGUUGGGUGCGGAUGUGGACAAAGUAGCGUCAUCUUAGCUCCUUUCUUCAGCCAUGUAUAUGGAUUGGACGCUAGUGAAGCACAAAUUCAGGAAGCUAUAAAGAAUCGGGCUUGUUCUAAUAUCCAUUACAGGGUGCAAGAAGCGGAAAACUUGCCUUUCGAGACAUGUUCUGUGCAACUCGUGACUGCAUGCGCUAGUCUGCACUGGUUCAAUCUGGAACUAUUUUUUAAUGAAGUGAGAAGAAUUUUGGUGCCUGGAGGAGUGUUGGUCGUCUAUACUUACCACAGCUUGCGUCCUUUUUUUGAUUGCCCAUUAAAGAUGAAAGAAGUUAACUGUCUCUAUAAUCAGAUAUACGAAGAGCUCUAUCCAUACUGGCCAAAAGAGGUUCAUUUGUCCUUGGAAAAGUACGAGAGCGUGCAAUUUCCGUUUGAAGAAAGCAACAAGAUUCCUGAUAUUCGUCAGUUUUUCUUUGGGAGAUUUUCCGAUUUGACUGGAUUUGUGGAGUCUUUGUCGGCUUUUCAAAUAAUGAAGAAAACAGACAUAAGCAAAGCAGAAAAUUUCAUCAGUCGAUUUGGCUCACGGUUGCAUGAUUUAUUGGCAGUUCCAGACCAGCAAGAUUGCAAAAUGAUCAAACUUUACCGUGAUUUCUAUUGUAUCAUGUGUAGAAAAAAAUAAAUCUGUAUUGAGCA
This is a messenger RNA of Argiope bruennichi, 964 nucleotides long. Its product is annotated as putative methyltransferase DDB_G0268948. The transcript is spliced from 7 exons. NCBI's taxonomy places the organism in Eukaryota, Metazoa, Arthropoda, Arachnida, Araneae, Araneidae. Gene Ontology annotation, molecular function: S-adenosylmethionine-dependent methyltransferase activity. Bases 39 to 950 code for a protein of 303 amino acids. The record is from RefSeq and is a predicted model, not a curated record.